ACUUCUGGGACACAGCCGGACAGGAGAGGUUCCAGAGUAUGCAUGCAUCCUAUUACCACAAGGCCCAUGCUUGUAUCAUGGUGUUUGAUGUGCAGAGGAAGGUCACCUACAAGAACCUGAAUAGCUGGUACAAGGAGCUGAGAGAGUUCCGCCCAGAGAUCCCCUGCAUUGUGGUGGCCAACAAAAUUGAUGCGGAUAUGAAAGUUACUCAGAAAAGCUUCAACUUUGCCCGGAAGUUCAAUCUGCCCUUCUAUUUUGUCUCAGCUGCAGAUGGCACCAACGUAGUGAAGCUCUUCAGUGAUGCUAUCAAACUGGCCGUUGCGUACAAACAGAAUUCAGGGGAUUUUAUGGAUGAGGUCAUGCGGGAGCUGGAGAACUUUGAGCUGCAGAAAAAGGGGGAGGACUCGGAAAAAGAGGAGAACUACCCCGAGGAGAAGCCCCCAUCCACCUGAACCCAGGCCUCAGACCAACCUUGUGCUGCUCCCUAUCGCCCCAGCUUCUUCAUGGUUAGUUAGAACCGUCACUCUCUGCCAGGGGAGAGCAGAUUUCUCAUGCACUGGCCAUGCUGGGAGCCUCUGGCUGGGACCAUCCCUCCCUAGAAGGGAGACUGUUUGGGCCUGAUCUUCCUGGCCUGGACCCUAUCCUCCUGAGCAUCCGGGACGCAGAAGGAACAGGAAUACAUGUGACUGCUGCCUGCCCCUGUGGGAGGGAAGGGGGGGGCAUUUGCUGGGUUGUUGGGCCACUGCCUGCCCUGCAGGGAAGGGUCCUGCCCAGCUGUCUAUUAGCAGAGCCCAGAUUGAGAAAAACAAUACUAAAGGAUUUUUUUACAAA
Molecule: messenger RNA, 831 nt
Organism: Trachemys scripta elegans
Lineage: Eukaryota; Metazoa; Chordata; Testudines; Emydidae
Product: rab-like protein 2A
Cellular component (GO): endosome; Golgi apparatus
Molecular function (GO): GTPase activity; GTP binding
Source: RefSeq, a predicted model, not a curated record